UGCAAUUGUGAAACAGGCAUCCCUAGUCUGAACAAUAUCUGUGAAUGAUCUUCACAUCUACUAGUUUAUUUUGCUUAUUUUCCACUUGUUAUCUGCACAAUUAUCUUUAUUGUGGUUGUCUAAUAUAUUCAAGUCCAUAUUGUUUUGUGUUAGAUGGCUUAUGCGGUUAUGCCAUGCUCUUCUCGUAGUAUGUUUUUUUUUUGUUUUUUCUGGAGAUGUGUGCAAAAUACUUGAUUAUAUUACUAGAGAACACUAGUACAUCAUCACACGUAGGCAAGUGGCACAAAUAAACAUGGGCUGAAAAGUGAAAACAACUGUAAAAGCAACAAAUUGUUGUAUUUGUUAUUGUUUCUUCUUUGAAGCUGUAGAAUAUUAAUAUAGUUAAAGAAAGUCAAUGUAGCUGAUGUUGUGAUAGUGAUUACCAUUCCCAUUAUUGAGCUUAAGAUUUUAUAUAGUAGGAGGAACUAAACAGUAGACACUCGCCCAUCAAACAGGGAAGGGAAAGAUUCUACGCUUAUAUGUAUGAAUUGACAUUAACAUAUGAGACAUCUUUUUAUGGCCAAACCAUGAGAUUCUGUAUAAAAUGGGUUAAAACAGUCAAUUCAUCAUACAAGCUGACCGUCCAUUUUAAACAUAACCCAUAAAUAGGAUUGUUAAUAAUUAAAAUACUAUUGUUGAAACAGAGCCACCUAUGAGUAGUUUUCACCUUACGUGGACACAGCAAUUUUCAAAUGAACAAGAUAGCUUCAUUGAAAUAAUUCCAUCACUGAGAAAACAACAGGAUCUAUCAGUGAGUAAAUAAUAGGACUUCACAAUCAAAGUGGUGUGGGAUGUUGGACAAGAAUUCUGGAAGUGUCAACCUCAUAAAAAACAAAAGGUGAAAGAUGCAACAUUUGUUUGUCUUUAUCUUAAUGCAAAAUAAUAUGGUUUAGUCCCUUUAAUUAAUAAUAAAUUAACAGAUAAGAAAGAUGUUAUCUGUGGGAUUCUUAUUUAGCAAAAACCUGAUAAUGAGGGAUUAAAAUAUUAUACGGAGAACAAGGAAUACUGCAUAUUGGAGCCUCCGUUGAUACAGUGAAAUGAAGAUGUGGACAAAAAAUGUUCUUCUUUUUGCAGUGAGAAGUUUUCCGACUCAGAGGCCAUAGGAGGAAGAAGCACUGUUUCUUACACUUUUGAGUAAAGAGAAGAAAGAAGCAGCUUUGAUUCUUUCCUGCGAGAGGACAUAUUAAUUUACUUUUUCACAACGAGCUGGCUCUAAUGGAUAUCAUGCCUCUCCGACUUUUAGUUCCACUGGGGAAUGUUGAACCUAUCUUAAAUGACCAAGAAAUGAGCUUUCUUCAUCAGGCCAGCCUGCAACAGAUGGCAGAAGUACUUGAGGAUGAUUAUCAAAAAACGCCUUUUUCCUUCAAGUCUAAAGAGAUUACCACACUCAACAACUUCAACAGUUCAGUGCUUUAUGAUAAACCCAACUUGGGCACUUCCAGACUGGCAACAAAUUUUCUGAAGGUUGAAAAUGAGGACGCUUACACCACCAAACAAGUUUCAGUCAUUGCACAAUGUGCAGCCAAUUCUCCAAAAUAUCUUUCUUUUGGGAAUCCAGAUUCCUUAUCUGAUCUGCAGCAGCUAUACAUAAAUGGUAUUGGAGAAGAAAAGGAUGAGAUGAAUUUUUUGAUCUCUAAGAAACCAAAGCUGAUGAACCAUGAUAUCUCAAGCUUCCAGGCUUCUGGGAGAGCUAGCAUGGGGAAUAACCCACAUUCUUCUUCCCAUGAUCAUAUGAUUGCAGAAAGAAAGCGCAGAGAAAAACUCAAUGAGCAGUUCCUCUCACUAUCAGCUAUCAUCCCUGGCCUGGCAAAGACAGACAAGGCUUCCCUUCUUGUUAGCACAAUCAACUAUCUCAAAGAACUUGUAACAAAGGUGAAAUCCCUCGAACAGAGUAUCAUCGAUGGUCCCGUUGAGUCUGCUAUGCUUAUGAAGGAUGACAAGGCCUCCUUGAUCACCAAUGAGAGCUCCUCAAGUGAUCCUCUCUUUAAAAUUGAGGCAAAGCUGACAGGAAACAUAAUUGUCCUUAAAUUCCAGUGUAAGAACCUUAAAGGACUAGCAAUCAAAGCACUCUCAGAGAUUGAGAAGCUCUUCCUCACCAUAAUUGACCUGAGUAUCAUGCCUUUUUCAAGCUCUUCCCUUGAUGUAGUUGUCAUGGCAAAGGUUGAAGAUGGAUUUUCAUUGACAGUGAAGGAACUAGUUGAAAAAUUAAGUUCAUUUUUCAGCCAAUUCAUAUGAGAAAAGAAAUCAUCGUCUCAUUUGCAUCUCUCUCUCUCUCUCUAACUAGUUGCUGUUGCAUGGCUUCUUCAAUAAUAUGAAUGCAUUGGAAUAUCAUCCAGUGCUUUCAUGUAUGUACAAAGUGAAGAAUAAAAUAUAUCUGUGGGUUAUGCAUGUUCCAUCAGUUGUUUUCUUGAGAUUUUUUUUUAUUUGAAUAAAAGAUACACUAUUAUUA
Messenger RNA from Dioscorea cayenensis subsp. rotundata (Guinea yam), 2488 nucleotides. RefSeq names its product transcription factor bHLH18-like. Bases 1255 to 2274 code for a protein of 339 amino acids. NCBI's taxonomy places the organism in Eukaryota, Viridiplantae, Streptophyta, Magnoliopsida, Dioscoreales, Dioscoreaceae. Gene Ontology annotation, molecular function: protein dimerization activity. The record is from RefSeq and is a predicted model, not a curated record. The transcript is spliced from 5 exons.